Molecule: messenger RNA, 1855 nt
Organism: Telopea speciosissima
Lineage: Eukaryota; Viridiplantae; Streptophyta; Magnoliopsida; Proteales; Proteaceae
Product: pectinesterase-like
Exons: 2
Coding region: 33-1847 (604 amino acids)
Biological process (GO): cell wall modification
Molecular function (GO): pectinesterase activity; pectinesterase inhibitor activity
Source: RefSeq, a predicted model, not a curated record
AGUGUCAUUUUAAGCUCUUUAACUCUAAAAAGAUGGGCCGCAUUAAGGAGAUUUUUUCAAAAUUCCGAAAGAGUAUUUCAGUUGAAAGGAGGAAGAAGAAGCAGCUGUUGUUGCUACUUGUGGCUUCCUUUCUACUAGUAGCUGCCGUCAUCGGUAUGGUGGCCGGAGUCACUUCCCACAAGAAUAAGAAUUUGAAAGCGAAUGCGGUACUGAAAUCAGCGUGUAGCAUCACUCUCUAUCCGGAGCUGUGCUACUCGGCGGUGGCCACCGUCCCAGGCGCCACCGACAACCUGUCGACCCACAAGGACGUGAUCGAGGUGUCUGUGAACAUUACGACGGAGGCGGUCCAGCAAAACUACUUCACCAUUCAGAAGCUCAUCGAUAACGGCAGCAAGAACAAGAGCCUGACGGAGCGGGAGAAGACGGCACUCCACGAUUGUCUUGAAAUGGUGGACGAAACCCUCGAUGAGCUACACAAGACCACCGACGAUCUAAAGGGUUACACAAGCGAUAAGAAGAAGAAGAAAAAGAAGAACAAGUCAAUAUCGCAAUAUGCGAACGACCUCAAGACGCUGUUGAGCGCGGCGAUGACAAACCAAGAAUCGUGCUUGGACGGCUUCUCCCACGACGAUGCCGGUAAGGAAGUGAGGAGUGUACUGGAAGCGGAUCAGAUUCAUGUGUACCACAUGUGCAGCAAUGCUCUCGCUAUGAUCAAGAACAUGACCGACACCGACCAAGUGCAAGAGCAGCAACAACAGCAUGGUUACAACCUAAAGUCCGCCGGGAGACAACUCAUCGGCAAAGAAGAUGAUGAUAGGGACGAGGGGAAGGAGAGUAGUAGUCGGUUCCCGGAAUGGUUGUCGGCUGGGGACCGACGGCUCUUGCAAGCUUCGGAGGUGAUGCCGAAUGUGACGGUGGCAGGGGACGGAAGCGGUAAUUACAGGACGGUGUCGGAGGCGGUGGCGGCAGCUCCGGAGAAGAGUAAAACGAGAUAUAUAAUAAGAAUAAAAGCGGGUGUGUACAGGGAGAAUGUGGAGGUGGCGAAGAAGAAGACGUACCUCAUGUUCGUGGGAGACGGGAGGAACAACACCAUCAUCACUGCUAGCAGGAACGUUGUGGAUGGCAGCACCACCUUUCACUCCGCCACCGUUGCGGUGGUCGGGGAGCGGUUCUUGGCUCGGGAUAUAACCUUCGAAAACACAGCGGGGCCGUCGAAGCACCAGGCGGUGGCACUCAGGGUGGGGUCGGACCUGUCGGCCUUCCACCGAUGCGACAUUCUGGCCUACCAAGAUACCCUCUAUGUCCACUCCCUCCGCCAGUUCUACGUGGACUGCCUGGUGGUCGGCACCGUCGACUUCAUCUUUGGCAACGGCGCCGUGGUAUUUCAGAACUGCGACAUCCACGCCCGCCUCCCAGACUCUGGACAGAAGAACAUGGUGACGGCCCAAGGGAGAGCUGAUCCAAAUCAGAAUACUGGCAUUGUCAUCCAGAAAUGUAGGAUCGGGGCCACCUCCGAUCUGGAACCAGUGAAGACCAGCUUUCCCACUUACCUGGGAAGGCCGUGGAAGCAAUACUCGAGGACCAUCAUUAUGCAGUCCAGCAUCACCGACGUCAUCGACCCGGCAGGCUGGCACGUUUGGAACGGCGAUUUUGCGCUUGACACAUUGUUUUACGGGGAGUACCAGAACACGGGUGCUGGCUCGGGGACUCCUCAAAGGGUGAAUUGGAAGGGUUACAAGCUCAUCACUGAUGCAGCCGACCUUCAACCCUUCACCGUUUCCUCUUUCAUUGCCGGUAGCACUUGGUUGGACUCCACUGGCUUUCCCUUUUCUCUCGGUCUUGAAUAACUUUUCAA